This is a messenger RNA of Mya arenaria, 3348 nucleotides long. RefSeq lists its product as uncharacterized. Lineage: Eukaryota; Metazoa; Mollusca; Bivalvia; Myida; Myidae. The record is from RefSeq and is a predicted model, not a curated record. The transcript has 3 exons. Bases 51 to 1574 code for a protein of 507 amino acids.
CAGCUGUAUCACUAUAUAUAUCAGAACUCUUUGCAAUACUUCCGUAUUUUAUGUUUUUUACAAUGUCUACCGGAGUAACUCGCGCGGAUAUCAGCGGAGCGAACUAUGAAAUAGGGCAAGAGAUAAGAUCUCAAAGCCAGCUAGAAGCAAGUCAUGUUGGCAAUUACCAGAACCAGUGGCAGAAACCUAUAUCCGAAUAUGGGCGGAAUGAUCCGGAAUGGCAGGUCAAGCUUAAUGCGUCGCCGUUUGUGGGUAAAAUAGAUGUUGAUGCAUCGGACUGGGAAGAAUCAAGACGAGCGAUUGACGCGGUGAUGAAAUUACUCCUUAAAGAACUACGAAGCCAAGCUGAGAACUAUGAAGGCCUACGUAUUGACUCCUACGUUCGCCAAGGUAGUUCAAGAGAGGGGUUAAAAGUUCUAAAAGCCGAUGAAUUCGACGCAAUGCUGGAGUUUCAUUUUGACGGGCUCGAGAGCCACAUUCAACCAGCAACGACCAAGAAUAGGAACGGAUAUUUCAUACCAGGACAUUGCUACUUGGAGCUUAAGGGCGUUGAUUUGGGCUAUCUGAAAGAUAAGUAUCCAAGAUUACACGCUAAAAGCAUUUUUAUCGUAUCUUCCGGAAAGGUGUACUUGAGCUCCAAAAAUCUUCACACGAAAGUUUUUCAAUCAAUGGUUGACACGGCAAUCGAUAACAUAAAUCAAGCGAUCGAACAUCACAACAGGGACACGAAUCAACCUUCGAGAUUCGGUUUGCGAAGAAAAAUGAAUCCGCCAUCUAUCAACGUAACAAUAAGUAUGAAAGGGGGUGUGACUUACGAUUCAUGGGGAAAUGUUAAGACUUCCACGGACAAGGAACUUGACUUAGACUUUGUACCUGCCUUUCUGUUAGGUAAGGACCAAACUACUAGGUACGAAGGCGUUUUGCUUGAAUGUCCGAUACACGCCAUUUGCAAAUGGGCAGAAGAAGACAGCUUCAAAGCGAUUGAAUUUGUUGACCAGAUCCUCAUUUGGGAUAUCAAGUCGGUCGGGUACGAAAGGCAUAUCCUAGACGUUGCACGAAGAGAUACAAAAAAGUUGUACAUUUUGACCGCGCUCAGAAUUCUGAAGACUUACUUUGUUAAAACAAAGGAGAUCGCAAGACAAUCGCGUGGCUCCCCUCCACAGAUUGUCACAGUGCUGAAGUCCUACCACCUCAAACAGUUGGCAUUCUAUCUUCUGAACUAUCUCUGCCACAAAUACCCGAAUUUUAAAGUAGAUGGUGUUCAAAAGGCUCUGCUCUAUUUCUUUGACAUACUACGCAUCGCCCUGACAGAAAAGUGUCUUCCACACUUAUUUUUCUCGGACAACAGCGUGAUUGGAGCAAUGCUUCCGGGAUACCCACCGAUACCUACACCAAAACUUAAGUUCAACAUGUUCAGAAGAAUACCGAAUGAUUCCCUCACACAGGCUCUUGCUUCGCUGGAGAAUCAUCUUAUACCAAAUUUAGGAUUUGGAUCUGGCAGUACAGACGACAACGAGAGAGAGAGAGUACAACAAGAUUUUAAACGCACUGUUGCCGGGUCGGAUUAUUUCUAGAUGCGAAAGAGUGAAUGCCUUUUUAAGGCAAAAUGAUAAUUAUAGCGAAAAUGGUAAGGAACAUUUCCCCUAUGGUCAAUUGCCCUUUAUACUGAAUGAACGUAUUGUUUUUUAUGAAAUGACAUUGAUGUGAAUUUAUUUUGCUUUUAAUAUAAUUAUAUUUAAUUUAUGUCCAAAUGACAAUACAUUUUAAGAACAGUUUGCAAAAAGAAAUAGAAACCAAUUGACUAAAUUGUACAUAUUGGUUAUAAAAAGAACACUAUGUCCUUCUGCAAAAUAGUUAGAACUAUCAUAUACAUAUUUUUAACGAAACAGAAUAUUUAACGAUACCGUUUUAAGGUGUUUGAAUGCUUCAUAUGGUUUUCACGGUUAGUCAUCGCUGUCAGCGUGUAAAUAGCCUGCAGAAGUUACUUACUGUAUUGUAGAAUAUGGAAACAUGAUUGAUUAAGAGACACAUAAUAUUAAUACUACACAAUGAUACUUGUUAUUAGUUUAUUAAUUGAGUUAUGUAUGUGUUCGUAGUCAUUUUAAGACACUGGUAAAUACAUUAAAGUUCUGUAAAACAAUUCUGAGACUUAGGCUCAUAUUGGAAGUAUUGUUUUUGUAAGCCUUUGUUUAAUUGUAAAAUUGUGUUACAUUCUUAUUUACAAGUAUGUCCUUUUUAUCUCUUAUUUUCACAUUCGCUUUUAUCAAAAUGGUUUACAUUUGCUAUUCUAUUUUUCAUGUCUAAAUCUUAUAUAAAGAAUGGCCAUGAAUCAAUGUAUUAUUUCGCUUGUAGUUUUUAUAACAUAAUAAUAUUUAUACGAUGAGUCCAAAUCAUGCUACUGGUUUUUGUUGUCAGUCAUCGUUAUCAGCGUGGAAAUAGACUGCCGACAUUCUAUAUUUAAGCAUUGGGAACGAUGUAAAAGCGAUGAAGUGUUACAUAAUUGUAUAUAUAAGCAACGUUUCCUAAUGAUAUUAUUACUGGUUAAAUCAUGAAUGUCAACGUAGUCAGUUUAUAACAGAUGAUUGGCAACUUAUAAAACACAUUUUCUGUAAUACGAGUCGGCGAAUUUGAGCUAAGGCUUAGAUAUAGUGUUCGUAUUGAUUUUGUUAAUUUAUCACUACCUUGUAUUUUUAUUUUAUUGGCUAAUGUAUGUAUUGCUUUAUCUAUAUUUGCUUUUUGAUUUUAUGUAUAUCUUAUUUAAAAUUUAAUAGACAAUAAUAUCAUUAAUCUAUUCUUUUUCAUUUAAGUUGCUUUAAACAAUAAGUCCAAAUGACACUAGUAAUUGAUGACAGCAACAGGUCAUUUGUGUGCGUAUCAAGCAAAAGUAUUGUUGACUGUUUUGGUCAAUAUUCAUUAUUUGCACUCCGCAUUUUUCAAACACUUACUAACGGAGUUCCUUUACAUGGAUAACACAAUCUUCCUGAAAUUUGCUGGAGAAUUUUCAUUCACUUCAUUAUUCAAGGAAACUGUCAUGCUUUGUUCACUUAUAAAUACAGUAUAUUUUCAAACCACCACAACAACAGCCAUACUUUAUAAUAAGGUAGAGAGUUCUCAAAACUGACGGAUAAGCGAAGUGUGACAUUGUUCAGUAAUUAUAAUAUCGAAUUGCUGUUUAAGACCAAUCAACAGAUUCUUUACUAAAACUUGACUGUAAAAAAGUCGUGAUUAUAUAUCUUAUAUAUGAUUUUGAUAGUAAAUUAUAUUAAGAUAAAUUCAUCGUUAUUCAAGUUUGUCAUUCAUUUAAUAGCACACUAUGUAUUACUAUUCGCAUUUUCAAAUAAAAACGUU